Messenger RNA from Morus notabilis, 1749 nucleotides. Its product is annotated as E3 ubiquitin-protein ligase RFI2. Gene Ontology annotation, molecular function: ubiquitin-protein transferase activity. The transcript has 6 exons. The record is from RefSeq and is a predicted model, not a curated record. Bases 209 to 1411 code for a protein of 400 amino acids. Lineage: Eukaryota; Viridiplantae; Streptophyta; Magnoliopsida; Rosales; Moraceae.
UCCAACACAGUCCACGUAGGGUCUGAUCCGCGUAAACUGACAGGCCGAAGAGAGAAAGAGAGAGAAACAAAGAUAGAGAUUUCUGGGUCAGUUUUUUCUUUUUUUCCUUUUUUUUUUUGGCGUAUAAGUGGGUUUUCAUUGGAGGAAGGAAGGCUCAGAAGAACAUAGUUCUCAUAAUCAUCAUCACCACCACCACCACCAUCAUUAAAUGGACGAUGAUCAUCAACCGUCUUCUGGGGAUGUUUCGUGCUCGAUUUGCCUUGAUUUGGUGACGGAUAAUCGAGGCAGAUCGAGGGCUAAGCUGCAAUGCGGCCAUGAAUUCCAUCUGGAUUGCAUUGGUUCAGCAUUUAAUAUGAAGGGGGCAAUGCAAUGUCCAAACUGCCGGAAAGUUGAGAAUGGUCAAUGGCUGUAUGCUAACGGAUCUACCCGCUCAUUUCCUGAGUUUACCAUAGAUGACUGGAUUCCUGAUGAGGAUCCCUAUGACAUGGGUUAUGCUGAAAUGCCAUUUAGAUUUCAUUGGUGUCCAUUUGGGGAGGCAGCGCAAAUACAUUCAUCAUUUGAGGAAGUUGAAUCUCCAUCGAACACUUUUCCUUUUGUUGCAGAUCAUGACCUGCGAGAGCACCACUCGAUGUUUGCAGAACAGAUUGCUGCCUCGUCUGUACCUCAUUCAUAUGUUGCAUAUUUCAGACCAAUCCCACCUGUAUCAUCAAGGUCUAUCAAUAUCAUUGAUGAUCCCAACUUAACUAAUCCCUGGAAUGGCUUAAGAGGACCAAAUGAGACCCUUAAUCACCAUAUUUUUCCCGCCAUUAGUAUCCAAUACCAAAGUUGGGCUCCUCAUUCUUCUCCUUUCUCACCAUCCAGCAGCCAUGUCAACAAUGUGAAUCCAGCUUCAAACCAAUCUGCAACGGUUAGAUCUACUCGUGGUGAAUCUAAUGCUGUAGUGAGGUCUAGAGCACGUCUGUUUCGGUUAGUUCAAGGGUCUGAUCCCAGAGCGGAGAGCUCAUUCGUCGCAUCAUUUGUUCCUCAUUCUCCUGAUGGCACAGCCCGAACUCACGAGAGGAUCCAGGCAUUCCAUCAUCAUCAACAACACAGCAUUUCACCUGGUGUGCCGUCACCCACUGUUCCUAGUUUCAGGAGAUUCGAUGGCCCAGCUACAGUGCCAGCACCUCCGCCUCACGAUCAUAAUGCUGGUUUUUACGUCUUUCCUCCUCCAGGCUCUUCAGACAGGAACACACAUGAAGCAGAACAUCCUAUGGCAAGCCAUUUUCAUGGCUGGGGAAGGGAGCAACUACCGCAUUUCCCAGCCGUAUUUCCCGAGAGAGACUCGAGUUGGGGUUCAUCUCAUCAUCCAACUGGUAGCUCUGAUUCUGGAAACCGGUCUAGCAGCUUAUGGCACAGGUCGUGGUCUUAGAGAAUCUGGUUCCCACCAUUGUUUUUAAAAGACUCUUAAAUGUAAAGUCAUUCGGCUUGCUUGCAAGAAACUCAGGAAGGAGUUAUCUGAACUGUUAUGUGAAUGGAACCACUCAUCUUUCGAUUGGUAUCUCUGAUUCUCGAAACCGGUCUAGCUGCUUAUGGCAUGCGUAGUAGGCCAGGAUCUUAACAGAAUCCAGUUCCAACAAAUGUUUUUAAAAAACUGUAAUGCAAUUCGUUCUGCUUGCAAGAAACUCAGAAAUGAGUCAUAUGAAUGUUAUGUGAAUGGAACCAAAAGUUACAUUAUAUACAGACGUUUUUGGGUUCUCUCUUAGCCAA